AUGCGCCGGAACGACGACGGAGGAGGCGCGUCAUCGUCGUCGUCUCGUUCAGUCCCCGCCGUGCCGUCUGCCUGUCUAGCAUGUCGCACAAAACACCUCAAGUGUGAUGGUCGCCGGCCUUGCUCCCGCUGCACCACCUCCGGCUCCGACUGCGUAUACAUCGCAUCUCGCCGUGGCUACAAGGGCCCGUCCCGCAAGAAGCUGCCCAACAGGAGCCUCACGCUGAGGCCGGCCCGCCCAGCUACUUCUACUUAUACCACCUACGGCCCGCCUGCGGUCAGCAUUAAUUCUCACGCCCCCGUCUCCGUACCCUCGUCUGGCAGCCUUCUGCCUUCUGCCUUCAAUACCACCCCCGUCUUCCCGGAUUUCGGUCUUGACUAUUCCAUUUACUCUGAGACGUCGGCCCCCAGCAGCCACUAUAAUCUCGCCUUUGAUCAUACCUACGCCUUUUCCGUCGAUGCCUUGAACUAUGCCGUCGCCCUUCCCACCCAAAACCCUACCUAUAGGGAUCGAUACAUUGAAUCCUUCUAUUACAACUUCCAUGCCGCCCAUCCCUUUGUCCUGCCCAAGGAUUACCUCCUCCCCCUAGCCCCUGGCCAACCCACCAUCGAGCCACUGGUGGCUGUUAUGCGCUGGAUUGGCGCCAUCUUCGUCGACACGCCUUCGACAUGUGCCAGGCUUCUCGACUAUGCCUACCGGCUUGUCUACAAGCCCGACAUGCCCAAGGAUGGCUUCAUAGUCCAAUGCUUGCUGCUUCUGAUUCUUGGACUUGACGGCCAUCGCCAACGAGACAAGGUCCACGCCCUGUUGGUUGAUAUUCGAGCUGUCUCGCUUCACAUUGGCCUCAAUAAACGAUGGUUUGCCGAGUUCAACGGUCAAGGCAUGCCUGUGCUUGAAGAGAGCUGGCGGAGGACCUGGUGGGACCUUUACAUCGUUGAUGCCAUGAUUGCAGGAGUUCAUCGGUCUACCAAGUUUUCGUUGUAUGAAGUUGAAUCCGAUGUGGCCCUGCCGUGCGAGGAGCACGAGUUUCUCUCAGGCUAUAUCCCCCAGCCACUCCACUUGGAAGACAUGGACAACAUCACCUUCUUGGACGACAGCGCCGGAUUCUCAUCCUUUGCCUACCGCAUCCAAUGCGCCUGCUACCUCGGCAAGUUCAUCCAAACACCCACCGUCUUCGGCCCCAAGGACAAGAACCUCGCCAAGUUCGACGUGCUCCUGGCCAACUGGCGCAUGCACCUCCCGACGUCCAAGAGCAACAUGCUCUACAAGGACGGCAAGUUCGACGAGAUGAUGUUCCAGGCCUUCAUGAUGGCCCACGCCAUCUCCAUCCUGCUGCACCAGCCGCACUCGCAGCUCGACCCCUCGCUCACGAGCUACAUCGACGCGUGCGCGCCCACCACGCCGGCCGUGUCGAGCGACGCCUUCAACGCGCACACCAAGCACACGAUCCGGUCGGCCAACGAGCUGAGCAAGCUGAUCGGGCACCGCGUGUCGCUGCUCACCCACACGCACUUCUUCGCCUACAUGGUGACGCUCGCCGCGACGAUCCACCUGAGCGAGUGGACGCUCUCGUUUGUGCCGCACAAUGACGACAACCUCCGGCAGCGCAUCCGCCUCAGCAUCGGCGUGCUGAGCGAGUACGCGCAGGUCUGGCCGGCGGCCGCGCACUUGGGGAUGCAGGUGAAGCGCAUUGCGCAGGAUAUCUAUCAGGUGAAAAAGCAGCGGCUGCUGCCGAUGCAUGGGCUUGGGACGCAGGGAGAUGGGUUGAGUAAUGUGCCUGUUGUCAGCGAGGCUCAGGAGAUUGUCUGGGAUCCUGCACUUGCCGGCCAUAGUGGCUAG
Messenger RNA from Ilyonectria robusta, 1839 nucleotides. RefSeq lists its product as uncharacterized. Gene Ontology annotation, molecular function: zinc ion binding; DNA-binding transcription factor activity, RNA polymerase II-specific; DNA binding. The coding region runs from base 1 to 1839 and encodes 612 amino acids. The record is from RefSeq and is a predicted model, not a curated record. Gene Ontology annotation, biological process: regulation of DNA-templated transcription; DNA-templated transcription. The transcript has 3 exons. Lineage: Eukaryota; Fungi; Ascomycota; Sordariomycetes; Hypocreales; Nectriaceae.